Messenger RNA from Loxodonta africana (African savanna elephant), 3047 nucleotides. It is a transcript of the gene LRRFIP2, whose product is annotated as LRR binding FLII interacting protein 2. The coding region runs from base 57 to 2222 and encodes 721 amino acids. The transcript is spliced from 27 exons. Gene Ontology annotation, biological process: regulation of DNA-templated transcription. NCBI's taxonomy places the organism in Eukaryota, Metazoa, Chordata, Mammalia, Proboscidea, Elephantidae. The record is from RefSeq and is a predicted model, not a curated record.
GACUGAAAACGGAGUGAAAUCACUUCUCAGAGUUAAAAGACUAUUAAGAAGUCAAGAUGGGGACUCCUGGUUCUGGAAGGAAAAGAACACCUGUGAAAGACCGAUUUUCUGCAGAAGACGAGGCAUUGAGUCACAUUGCGAGAGAGGCAGAGGCAAGGCUAGCAGCAAAACGGGCCGCCCGGGCAGAAGCAAGAGACAUACGCAUGAGAGAACUGGAACGCCAACAAAAAGAGCACUCUCAUCGUUUCUGUGAUCAGAAGUGGGGACAAAUUCAGAAGUGGCUGGAGGAUUCCGAAAGGGCCAGGUAUUCCCACCGGUCCAGUCAUCGUCGUCCUUAUCUGGGAGUUGAGGAUGCAAUGUGCACUCGAAGUCUUGGCAGUCACAGGUAUGACGCUGUCAAGGAUAGAUCCCCAAGGCUUUCAUCGUUAAGUUGUUCCCACAGUCACUCUCACAGCGUGAAGAAGAGGUCUUCUGGCUCUCGUAGAGAUCCGCUGAGUGGACUCUACUUCGACCAGAGAAACUAUAGCAGUCUUAGACAUAGCAAACCCACCUCUGCCUGCUACACUCGGCAGUGCUCUUCACUGUACAGUGACCCCCUGGCAACGUCUAAGAGUCGCAGGGCCUCCCCUAUAGCCAGUCCUGGUCUGCUGAGAAGUGCCAGUCUGGCAUCACUGCACGAUGGUGGAUUAUAUAACCCUUAUAGUUCUCGAACUCCAUCGGAAUACAGUUACUGCUCAUCAAGACUGAGUCUACCCCGGAACAGCCCUGUGUUUGCCGCCGACGACGCUGAGAGCAUUGCGUCUUCUGGUCGUGCCAGCUGUGGCCGAAGAGGGAGUGUGGUUUCUGCUGCUGAUUAUUUUAGUCGCUCCAAUCGUAGGGGGAGUGUUGUCUCAGAGGUGGAUGACGUCAGCACCCCAGAUUGGAGCAGCUUGGAUGAAAAAUCUGACAAACAGUAUGCUGAAAAUUACACAAGGCCUUCAUCUCGAAAUUCUGUCUCAGCAACGACCCCUCUAAGUGGGAACUCAUCCAGACGAGGAAGUGGGGACACCAGCAGCUUAAUAGAUCCAGACACCUCAUUAAGUGAAUUACGGGAUAUCUAUGACCUGAAGGACCAGAUUCAGGAUGUAGAAGGGAGAUACAUGCAGGGGCUUAAAGAACUAAAGGAAUCUCUGUCAGAAGUGGAAGAAAAGUACAAGAAAGCCAUGGUUUCCAAUGCACAGUUAGACAAUGAGAAGAACAAUUUGAUCUACCAGGUAGACACCCUCAAGGAUGUCAUUGAAGAACAGGAAGAACAGAUGGCGGAAUUUUAUAGAGAAAAUGAAGAAAAAUCAAAGGAGUUAGAAAGACAGAAACACCUGUGCAGCGUGCUGCAGCACAAGAUGGAGGAACUGAAGGAAGGCCUCCGGCAAAGAGAUGAGCUAAUUGAGGAGAAUCAGCGCGUGCAGCAGAAAAUAGACACCAUGACAAAAGAGGUGUUUGAUCUCCAAGAGACACUUCUUUGGAAAGAUAAAAAAAUUGGGGCUCUAGAGAAACAGAAAGAAUACAUUGCCUGCCUCAGGGAUGAGCGUGAUAUGCUCAGAGAGGAGUUGGCUGAGCUGAAGGAGACGGUGAAGACAGGAGAGAAACAUGGCUUAGUUAUAAUCCCCAAUGGCACUCCCAAUGGAGAUGUCAGUCAUGAACCAGUGGCUGGAGCCAUCACGGUUGUGUCUCAGGAAGCUGCCCAGGUCUUGGAGUCAGCAGGAGAAGGGCCACUAGAUGUAAGGCUACGAAAACUUGCUGGAGAGAAGGAAGAACUACUAUCACAGGUUAGAAAGCUGAAGCUGCAGCUGGAGGAGGAGCAGCAGAAGUUCCCCCGGAGCAGCAGCACGGGGGGCGACCCAGCGGGACUGCAGAACGGCGCAGACUUGCAGCUCAUUGAAAUGCAGAGAGAUGCCAAUAGACAAAUUAGUGAAUACAAAUUUAAGCUUUCAAAAGCAGAACAGGAUAUAACCACCCUGGAGCAAAGUAUUGGCCGGCUGGAGGGACAGGUGCUGAGGUAUAAAACUGCUGCUGAGAACGCUGAAAAAGUUGAAGAUGAACUGAAAGCUGACAAGAGAAAGCUACAACGAGAGCUACGGACAGCGCUGGACAAGAUGGAAGAGAUGGAGAUGACCAACAACCACCUGGCCAAGCGGCUGGAGAAGAUGAAGGCCAAUCGGACGGCACUUCUGGCCCAGCAGUAGGGAGGCCGCUGUGUGACCCGGUGCUGCUCCUGCGGCCCCUGCCCAGAGGGACUGACUUUUUGUCCAUUGACACAAACCCCUUCCAGUACUGUUGAGUUCAGCCAGCAACCUAGCCACCUUUGUAUUUUAUAAUUUAUGAGAGAAUGAAACUGGUUGGAAUCUUCACGAAUGAACACUUUGGAUUUUUUGCUUGUAGUUUGAUUCUAGACUAAGAACUGGUCCGUGCUGUUUUUAUUUUGUUUCUAUAAUUUUAGAGUCACGUUUACUCACCAUUUCCCCCAGCUGCCUCAGUGACGGGGCACUCGGAGGCCUUGGCCUGCUUCUGCAGGACAGCGACUGAGUGCUCGGUGGUACUUGCCGGAGACGCCAGAAAACACAAGUGCCUUCUCCCGCUGCAGUCCUGACUUCAGUGACCUCCAGGGGUCAGAAGACAUUUACCCUCAGUAUCAGACAGCGUUUAUAUUUUAGCGAGGAAGCAAGCUCACGGGUGGGGAAUGUAUGUUUCACUCAAAUUUAUGUUUGGAGGGAAAAGCCUUUUUUGUAAAAUAUUUAAAUUUAUAUAAGAAAAUGUUAGAAAAAAGAUAUGGGGAGUAUAUAUAUGACUUAUUGCAUGGGGUAGGCAAAGUCCAAGGCCUAACACUCUUAGAGAAAGAGUAGGCUCCUUCAAUAUUAACUGUGCUGUACUUCGUAAAGUAUUUCAUCUGCUGCUUAUUUGUGGAAAUAAAUAAUGAAACCUCAGAGAAGCCCGGGGUGGGGGGAGGUAGGCAGGCAGGCAGGUGGGAAAUCUGCCUGGAGACUAUUAAACACACCCUUUUGCUGACCACA